UCUCACCACCAUUGUAAAAAAAGCCGCGUCAAGAGUGGAAGAAAAUAGAUUUUAUAACAAAAUUUCGGACAAAUAGCUUUAUUUUAUUGCAACUAUAGUAAGAAAAUAUCAAAUAAACUACAUAAAACUAAGUAAAAUGGCGCAACCUACCAAAGUAUUUGUUGGUAGUUUACCAUCGGGUACAAAACCAGAAGAACUACGUCGUUUAUUUGAGAAUUAUGGCAUUGUAGUGGAAUGUGAUGUGAUGAAUCGCUGUGGAUUCGUGCAUAUGAAAAAUGCCGCAAUGGCGGAUAGUGCCAUUGUCGCUUUAAAUGCCAGCGAGUUUAAGGGCCAAAAUAUAGUAGUCGAACAUGGAAGAGCUAAGGAAAGAAACCAAGGAGGUGGUGGUGCCGGCGGUGUUGGUGGACGAGGAGGUAACCAAGGUGGUGCAGGAGGUCCCCGCGGUGGUAGAGGUGGUGGUGGUGGACGAGGAGGCAUGUUGGUUGGCUUCCCUGGCAAGCAAAAUAAUUUCAAUCAAGCGGCCACAUUGCAAUUGGCUGGUGUCAUUAUGGAACUACUAGGUGAUCAACAAAACCAACUCGAUGAUAUUUCAGGUGGUAACAAUAAUAAUAUGCGUGGAGGUGGUGGUGAACAAGGCUUUCGAAGAGGUGGUGGUGGAGGAGGCCACCAAGGUGGUGGCGGCCGUGGUGGUAACUUCCAGGGUGGCAAUCGUGGAGGAAAUCAAAAUAUGAAUGGUGGUGGACCAAUGCGUAAUCAAGGCUUUAAAGGCGACAGGCCCGCGCCUUACUCGCAUGGCAUGAAUAUGGGCGGCCCUUCUAAUAAUCAACAUGGCGGCAAUCAAGGUGGAAAUCAAGGCGGCGGCCGAUUUAACAAUCAAUCAAAUAGAGGUGGUGGUGGUGCUGGCGGUCCAGCCGGUAACUUUAAUAAUCCUCGUGGCGGUAAUUUUGCACCAAAACCUAAUGCAAACAAUUAUGGUGGCGGCAAUAACUCCUGGAAUAAUGAUCAACGUGGAGGUAUGCCCCAACAAGGUGGUCGCGACUUUGCCGAAGACAACUUCUCAGGUGGAUUUAGUGGCAAUAUGGGCAAUUCCGGUGGUGGCAAUUUUGGUGGACAACAAGACAGACGUGGUUUUGCUUUGCCCUCAAAUCAAUUCCAGCAAUUUGGUGGUAAUGGCGGUGGUGGUGGCAGCGGCAAUCAAUUCGGAGGCUAUGGCGGCAAUGAUGACGGUGCCUCGUUUAGCGAUGAUGCAAUUUUCCAGAGACGCAACAAUAAUCCAUCAAAUGGUCCCAUAGUCAUUGAUUUCAGAAGUAGAGAACAAGGAGGACAAGGUGGACAAGGUAGCGGAGGAAAUUUCAACCGUGGCGGUAAUCAGGGUGGCCGCGGAGGUGGUGUUGGGGGUCAAGGUGGUUUCCAAAACAAACGUGGUGGUGGUGGUGGUCAGGGGGGCUUCCAACAAGGAGGCGGCUUUAAACGCGGUGGUCCCGGUGGUAAUAACAUGAACUCUGGCGACAGUUAUCAACAAAACUUUCCUCCUCUAGGAGGCGGUGGUGGCCAAGGCGGUGGUGGCCAAGGCGGUUUUGGCAAUAACCGCAAUCAAGGCGGUCAAGGUGGUCAAGGCGGUCGUGGUGGAGGUGGUGGCGGUAUGAACCGCAAUGCGCCACGUCAAAAUAUGCCAAAUCGUCGCUAUUAGAAAGCAAAAAACGUAAAACAGAUUACUAAAGCAAAAUUUAGUUUAAACGGAUUAAAAAAUAAAUAAAAAAAAAUAUAAAAAUGAAAUGAAAACUAUCAUCAAAUAGUAUUCUUAAGUGUAGACAUUUACUACUAAAAAUAAACUACUUAAACGUUUUUAAGUUUACGUUGCGUAACGUAAGUUAGAACUCAAAGCACUGAGUUCUUAUGCGUCGUAACUAGCAACUUACGUUAUUACACAUAUAAUUAAGUUUUAUAAUUGCAUACAAAUUCAUUGAUUAGACAAGCAACUGUUUAAUUUUUACAGAUUAUAUCAACAAAACCAAUUUAAUUAAAUUAACAAUGCGUUUUAGUUAUUAAACACCGUAAUUGUAAACAAAGUAUAAACAAAUAUCAACUAAAUUAAACUUUAUACUCAUAAUUUCCAUAAAACAUAAAAGUAAUUAUAAAAAGCAAAAACAAACCAAUGCGUUUUUUAAGAAUCCCCAUUUAACAAAAAUAUACAUUAAACAAAAAAACAUAAAAAAUACCUUACAAAA
Messenger RNA from Calliphora vicina (urban bluebottle blowfly), 2228 nucleotides. RefSeq lists its product as uncharacterized. Gene Ontology annotation, cellular component: nucleus. The transcript is spliced from 5 exons. Bases 137 to 1690 code for a protein of 517 amino acids. Gene Ontology annotation, molecular function: mRNA binding. Lineage: Eukaryota; Metazoa; Arthropoda; Insecta; Diptera; Calliphoridae. The record is from RefSeq and is a predicted model, not a curated record.